Molecule: messenger RNA, 11264 nt
Organism: Bufo gargarizans (Asiatic toad)
Lineage: Eukaryota; Metazoa; Chordata; Amphibia; Anura; Bufonidae
Gene: CELSR1
Product: cadherin EGF LAG seven-pass G-type receptor 1
Exons: 35
Coding region: 100-9027 (2975 amino acids)
Biological process (GO): cell surface receptor signaling pathway; G protein-coupled receptor signaling pathway; homophilic cell-cell adhesion
Cellular component (GO): plasma membrane
Molecular function (GO): G protein-coupled receptor activity; calcium ion binding
Source: RefSeq, a predicted model, not a curated record
ACUGGUAAAGUUACCGUGGGACCUGUAGGUGAAGUUGCGGAGAGUGCCCGGCAUGCCGCCCCCCAGCCCGCGCUGACACUGGCCGCUGGUGAGCAGGAGAUGUGGGCGCUGUGCUUGUGUGUGCUCGGGCUGCUGCAGCCGGCGGACGGGCUGGAUGUGCACCUUUAUCCCGGGGCAGCGGUGAACGUGUCCCUGGGCUCGGACUGGACGUACCGGCUGCGGGGGGUGAUGAGCGGAGCCGUGGAGGAGACGCAGCCGCUGAGGCUGAGGAGCGGGGCCCCGUGUGAGCGGCUCUUCCCGCUGUACGUGGAGCUGAGGUCCAGGAGCCGGCGGACUGCGCUCUACAUCAUGCUGGAUGUGCGGGGACACGGGCGGCGCUGCCACCUUCAGCACCGGGCUGUGGACGUGGAGUACGAGGCGCUCCCGGGGACCUCUGGCUGCUUCCCGGAGCUCGUGCCCCGGACCGAGGAGCUGCUGCGGCCGGUGCUGGGGGUAUCGGGCUGCAGGCUGCGGGCAUCGCCAGUCUCUGGAGCGCACUGCGCGGACUCUGCUGUGCACCUGGUGUGCCAGCCGGCUGCCUCCACCCGAGCUCUCCUGGUGCGGGUCAGGCUGGUGUCCCGGGCAGAGGACUAUGCUGGUCAAGGCCACAGGAGGCUGAAGAGGAGCAUCAACAACAACCCGCAGUUCCAGCUGCACAACUACCAGGCUUCAGUCCCCGAGAACGAAGCGGCAGGGACCCGGGUGACCACCCUGAGGGCCACCGACCAGGACCAGGGCGAUGCGGGCAGGGUGGAGUACUACAUGGAGGCUCUGUUUGACAGCAGAUCUGCCGAUUAUUUCCACAUAGAUGCUGAGACCGGGACGGUGACCACCACCCAGCCACUGGACCGGGAGACCAAGGACACCCAUGUAUUUAAGGUGACCGCCACUGAUUUUGGUUCUCCUAGGAGAUCAGCCAUCACCUACCUGACAGUGACAGUAAGUGACACUAACGACCACAUCCCUGCAUUUGAACAGUCAGAAUAUAGGGAGAACAUUAGGGAAAACCUGGAAGUGGGCUAUGAAGUGAUGACCAUAAGGGCCACAGAUGGGGAUGCUCCCUCUAAUGCCAACAUGCUCUACAGACUGGUCAAUGCUGAUGGAGUGAACCAAGUCUUCGAGAUAGACCCCCGAUCUGGUGUGGUAAGGACUAGGGGACAAGUAGAUAGGGAGACAGUGGCUGACUACCAACUCAUAGUGGAGGCCAAUGACCAGGGGAAGGACCCAGGCCCAAAAAGUGCCACCGCCACAGUGUACAUCUACAUAGAGGAUGAGAAUGACAACUAUCCACAGUUUACGGAGAAGCGGUAUGUAGUGCAGGUCCCUGAGAAUGUUAGUCCCAACACCAAAAUCUUGCAAGUUCAGGCCACAGAUAUGGACAAGGGGAACAAUGCAAUGGUCCACUACAGCAUUGUGAGUGGCAAUAUCAAAGGCCAGUUCUACAUCCAUUCCUUCACUGGAGACAUUGAUGUUAUAUACCCCUUGGAUUUUGAGGCUGUUAGGGAAUACUCAUUGAGAAUAAAAGCCCAAGAUGGUGGCCGACCUCCAUUAAUCAACACAACUGGCAUGGUAUCAGUGCAAGUGGUAGAUAUCAAUGACAACGCCCCUAUCUUUGUUAGCACUCCAUUCCAGGCCACCGUCCUGGAGAACGUUCCCGUAGGCUACUCUGUUGUUCACAUUCAAGCUAAUGAUGCAGAUUCUGGAGAAAAUGCUCGGAUACAAUAUAGUUUAACGGAUAUACCGCCCAACUUCCCUUUUGUCAUCAACAACAAUACUGGCUGGAUUACUGUGUCUGUAGAACUGGAUAGGGAAACCGUGGAGUCCUAUACUUUUGGAGUUGAGGCAAGAGAUAAUGGAGAACCAGUCAUGAGUUCUUCAGCCAGUGUGACUAUCACAGUGCUGGAUGUCAAUGACAACAACCCAACUUUUACUGAGAAGGUCUACCAGCUAAGGCUCAAUGAAGAUGCUGCCGUGGGUAGUAGUGUCCUCACCAUGACAGCCGUAGACAGGGACGUGAAUAGUGUGGUGACAUACCAGAUCACUAGUGGCAACACCAGGAAUCGUUUUGCCAUUACUAGCCAGAGUGGUGGCGGGCUUAUCACUUUAGCUCUACCCUUGGAUUACAAGCAGGAGAGGCAGUAUGUUCUCACUGUCACAGCUUCUGAUGGCACUCGUUCUGACACUGUUCUGGUCUUCAUCAAUGUCACCGAUGCCAAUACCCAUAGGCCAGUGUUCCAGAGCUCACAUUACACAGUGAGUGUGAGUGAAGACAAACCCAUAGGCACUUCCAUAGUUACAAUAAGUGCAACUGAUGAAGACACAGGAGAAAAUGCCAGAAUAACUUAUAUCAUGGAAGAUAACAUUCCCCAAUUUAGGAUAGACCCUGAUACUGGGACUAUUACCUCAUUGAUAGAGCUAGACUAUGAGGAUCAGGCAUCUUAUACCCUGGCUGUGACCGCUAAGGACAAUGGCAUUCCACAGAAGUCUGACACCACAUAUGUAGAGAUACUAAUUCUUGAUGCCAAUGACAAUAUGCCUCAGUUUUUAAGAGACAGGUACCAGGGUGCUGUAUUUGAGGAUGUACCAGUUUCCACCAGUGUUCUUCAGAUAUCUGCCACAGACAGGGACUCUGGCAUGAAUGGGAGGGUCAUGUAUACUUUUCAGGGAGGUGAUGAUGGAGAUGGUGAUUUUUACAUUGAACCCACCUCUGGUAUUAUAAGGACAAAUCGUCGUUUGGAUAGAGAAAAUGUACCUGUGUACAACUUGAAAGCAUAUGCAGUGGACAGAGGAAACCCACCUAUGAAAGCCCCUGUGGAUAUCCAGGUUACUGUUCUAGAUAUCAACGACAACCCUCCAGUGUUUGAGAAAGAUGAGCUAGAUAUAUUCGUGGAGGAGAACAGUCCGGUGGGAUCUGUGGUGGCCAGGAUAACUGCUACUGACCCAGACGAAGGAACCAAUGCCCAAAUUAUGUACCAGAUAGUUGAAGGUAACAAUCCAGAGGUCUUCCAGCUAGACCUCUUCAAUGGAGACCUGACAGCUCUAGUAGAUCUGGACUAUGAGGUGAAGAGAGAGUAUGUCAUUGUAGUUCAGGCCACCUCGGCUCCACUGGUAAGCAGAGCUACUGUCCAUGUGAAACUGCUGGACAAGAAUGACAAUGACCCUGUCCUUCACGACUUUGAAAUUAUUUUUAACAACUAUGUGACCAAUAAGUCCAAUAGUUUCCCAUCGGGAGUGAUUGGGAGAAUCCCUGCCUAUGACCCUGAUGUGUCUGAUACUCUACACUACAGCUUUAUUCAAGGAAAUGAAUUAAAUCUUCUCAUCCUGGAUCCAUCCACUGGAGAGCUGAAGCUCAGCAGAGACCUGGACAAUAAUAGACCUCUGGAAGCCUUGAUGAGAGUGUCUGUUACUGAUGGGGUUCACAGUGUUACUGCCCACUGCACCUUGCGGGUUACCAUCAUUACGGAUGACAUGUUGACCAACAGUAUCACAGUCCGGCUAGAAAACAUGUCUCAGGAGAAGUUUCUGUCCCCUCUUCUUUCUCUGUUUGUGGAAGGAGUGGCCACUGUGUUGUCUACCACCAAGGAGGGCAUCUUUGUCUUCAAUAUCCAAAAUGACACUGACGUCAGCUCCAACAUACUCAAUGUGACAUUUUCAGCCUUGCUUCCUGGUGGGAUCCGAAACAAAUUCUUCCUUUCUGAAGAUCUCCAGGAACAAAUUUACCUAAACAGAACCCUGCUCACCAUGAUUUCCACUCAGCGGGUCCUGCCUUUUGAUGAUAACAUUUGUUUGAGAGAACCUUGUGAAAAUUACAUGAAGUGUGUGUCUGUGUUAAAAUUUGACAGUUCAGCUCCUUUCAUAAGCUCCAAUACAGUACUUUUCCGUCCGAUUCAUCCCAUCAAUGGAUUGCGAUGCCGCUGCCCUCCUGGAUUUACUGGGGAUUACUGUGAAACAGAAAUUGAUCUCUGUUACUCCAAUCCUUGUGGAAAGAAUGGACUGUGCCGGAGCAGGGAAGGUGGCUACUCUUGUGAAUGCAAUGAAGAAUUUACAGGAGAACACUGUGAAGUGAGCUCGAGGUCUGGCCGCUGUGUCCCAGGGGUUUGCAAGAAUGGUGGCACCUGCAUUAACCUGCUUAUCGGAGGAUUUACGUGCAAGUGUCCCCCUGGAGAGUUUGAGAAGCCAUACUGUGAAAUGACCACUAGAAGCUUCCCCCCACAGUCCUUUGUUACUUUCAAAGGAUUAAGACAACGCUUCCAUUUCACUGUCUCUCUAAUGUUUGCUACCAGGGAACGGAAUGCACUGAUACUUUACAAUGGCAGGUUUAAUGAAAAGCAUGACUUCAUAGCACUAGAAAUUAUUGGGGAGCAGGUUCAGCUCACGUUCUCAGCAGGAGAAAGCACUACUACAGUCAGCCCCUACAUUGAAGGCGGUGUGAGUGAUGGACAGUGGCAUUAUGUACAAGUGCAGUACUACAACAAGCCCAACAUUGGAAGGCUGGGUAUUCCCCAUGGUCCAUCUGGAGAGAAGGUGGCUGUAGUGACGGUCGACGACUGUGACACUGCUGUCGCUAUACGAUUUGGGAGCCUUAUCAAGAACUACACAUGUGCUGCCCAGGGGACACAGACUGGGUCCAAGAAGUCUCUUGACUUAACUGGACCACUGUUGCUGGGAGGCGUUCCAGAUUUGCCUGAGGACUUCCCUGUGCAGAACAGACAGUUCAUUGGUUGCAUUAGGAAUUUAACAAUUGACAGUAGGCCGAUAGACAUGGCUAGUUAUAUAGCCAACAAUGGCACAUUACCAGGUUGUUCUGCAAAGAGGAACUAUUGCGAUACCAAUAUGUGUCAGAACCAGGGGACCUGUGUUAAUAAGUGGAACACAUACUACUGCGACUGUCCUCUGCACUAUGGAGGGAAAAACUGUGAGCAAGUAAUGCCAUUUCCUCAACGGUUCCAAGGAGAUGGAAUUGUUAUAUGGCCCGAGCUGGAUGUUACAGUGUCUGUGCCAUGGUUCAUUGGAGUGAUGUUUAGAACUCGUCAACCUAAUGGCAUGUUAAUGCAGGCUAAUGCUGGUUCUUCAAUAAAGAUUAGCAUCCAGAUAUUGAACAGUUACCUCAACUUUGAAGUAUACAGCGGCUAUACUCGUUUAGCUGCUAUGCAGAUCCAGCAGAAGAGGGUCAGUGAUGGUGAAUGGCAUCAUUUGCUCAUAGAGCUGAAGAGUUCCAAGGAUGGAAAGGACGUCAAGUAUUUAGCGAUCAUGUAUCUGGACUAUGGAGUUUAUCAGAACUCUGUGGAGAUUGGCAACGUUCUGCCAGGCCUGAAACUGAAGGCCAUCUUAGUUGGGGGUUUGUCUGAUACAGAUGGCCUUGUAACACAGGGGUUUACUGGCUGCAUGAAGGGAGUAAGAAUGGGAGAAACAUCAACAAAUAUAGCAACCCUUAACAUGAAUAAAGCUGAGAUCAUCAACGUGGAAAGUGGUUGUGAAGUAGACAACCCUUGUGAUUCCAAUCCAUGCCCAUACAACAGUGACUGCACAGAUGAUUGGGACCGUUUUUCUUGUAACUGUGAACCAGGGUUCUUUGGGAGAGACUGUGUAGAUGUUUGCAGCUUGAACCCCUGUGAGCAUGUCUCUACUUGUGCUCGAAAGCCCAGCUCUUCUCAUGGAUACACGUGCGAAUGUGGAGCAAGCUACUAUGGGCAAUAUUGUGAGAACAAAGUCGAUUUGCCCUGUCCGAGAGGCUGGUGGGGUAAUCCUAUCUGUGGACCCUGUAACUGUGAUGUCAGUAAAGGAUUUGACCCUGAUUGUAAUAAGACAAAUGGAGAAUGCCGGUGUAAGGAAAAUUACUACAAGCCACAAGAAAGCGACACUUGUUACCCAUGUGACUGCUUUCCUUCAGGAGCAUAUGAACGUGGCUGUGACAUGGAGACUGGACAGUGCCCAUGCAAACCUGGCGUUAUUGGGCGCCAGUGUAACCGCUGUGACAAUCCCUUUGCUGAGGUCACCAAUAACGGCUGUGAAGUGAUUUAUAAUGCAUGUCCCAAAGCUUUUGAGGCUGGAAUCUGGUGGCCACAGACAAAGUUUGGUCAACCAGCUGCUGUUCCUUGUCCCAAGGGAUCUAUCGGGAAUGCGAUCCGGCACUGUAGUGAGGAAAAAGGCUGGCUUCCUCCCGAACUCUUCAACUGCACCACGCUGACCUUCUUGGAACUGAAAACCCUGAAUGAAAAGCUUCACCGAAAUGAGACUACUUUAGAUGGAGUGAAGUCCAUUGAGAUCGCUAGAGUCCUGCAGAAUGCAACCAACCACACAAAGGCUUUCUAUGGGAAUGACAUCAGAACCAGCUAUCAGAUGCUAGUGAGGGUGCUGCAGUAUGAGAGCCAGCAGCAAGGCUUUGAUUUGGCUGCCACUAGAGAUGUGGAAUUUAACGAGAACGUUAUCCUUGCUGGCAGCAUAAUAUUAGAUCAAAGCAACAAAGAGUAUUGGGACCAGAUCCAGAGGACUGAAGGGGGCACGGCACACCUGUUGAAACAUUAUGAAGAAUAUGCCAACAACAUGGCGCGGAACAUGAAGAAGACAUAUAUGAAGCCCUUUGUCAUUGUUACGAAAAAUAUUAUCAUUGCUGUAGACAUAUUUGACAAGGCAAAUUUCAGUGGAGCCAAAGUCCCAGAGUUUAGUGAGAUAUAUGAAGAUUAUCCUAAAGACUUGCAGUCGUCAGUUCUGUUUCCUGAUACUUUGUUUAAUUCCCCUGAAAGAAAAGCUCUGCCGACCAUCAAGCCUCCCAACCAGAAAUUUCCUAGCAGUGAUGAGGACUUUGACUCUCGUCUCUCUAAACGGAAAAAGAGACAACCAGAUCCAUCAAAUCAGCACGCCAUUGCUAUCGUGAUAGUGUAUCGGUCUUUGGGGCAUCUCUUGCCAGAAAACUAUGAUCCUGACCGCAGGAGCCUAAGAGUUCCUAACCGACCAAUUAUUAACACACCCAUUGUAAGUGCUUCCGUGCAUAAUGAAGGCGAACCACUACCAUCUCAACUGGACAAGCCAAUAAUACUGGAGUACACAAUGUUAGAAACCGAGGAGAGGACCAAACCUGUGUGUGUAUUUUGGAACCACUCCAUCAUUGGUGGCAUGGGCGGGUGGUCCUCCAAAGGCUGUGAACUUGUCUUCAGAAAUAAAACCCACAUUACCUGCCAGUGUAAUCAUAUGACCAGUUUUGCAGUGCUGAUGGACAUUUCCAAGCGAGAGAACGGUGAGGUGCUUCCUCUGAAGAUCAUCACAUACACUUCAGUGUCUGUCUCACUGGCGGCCUUGCUGCUGACUUUCAUCUUGCUUGUGAUCAUCAGAACAUUACGAUCCAACAUCCACAAUAUCCACAAAAACCUAGUGGCUGCCCUUUUCUUUUCUGAGCUAAUCUUUCUCAUUGGCAUCAACCAGACUGAAAAUCCAUUUGUCUGUACCGUGAUUGCCAUCCUUCUGCAUUACUUCUACAUGAGCACCUUUGCUUGGAUGUUUGUGGAAGGGCUUCACAUUUACCGUAUGCUGACAGAAGUGAGGAACAUUGACACUGGUCACAUGCGAUUCUACUAUGUGGUUGGUUACGGGAUACCAGCCAUUAUAACAGGGCUCGCUGUUGGCCUGGAUCCUCAAGGCUAUGGAAACCCUGACUUCUGCUGGCUCUCAGUACAUGACACCCUAAUCUGGAGUUUUGCUGGACCCAUCGCUGUUGUGAUUGCUAUAAAUACAGUCAUCUUCGUACUAGCUGUGAAGACCUCAUGUGGACGGAGACAACGGGUAUUUGAGAAGACUGGCGUUUUAUCAACGCUGAGAACUGCUUUCCUCCUGCUGCUUCUGAUCAGUGCCACGUGGUUACUGGGUCUCAUGGCUGUCAACAGCGAUGUGAUGACAUUUCACUACCUCUUUGCCAUCUUCAGCUGUAUGCAGGGACUCUUCAUUUUCUUUUUCCACUGUGUAUUUAACAAAGAAGUCAGAAAGCAGUUAAAGAAUACAUUUACAGGCAAGAAAUACUUUACAGAUGACAGUACAACAACAAGAGCCACAUUAACGCGGACGCUAAAUUACAAUAACACCUAUAUGGAUGAAUCCAUGUUCAGAACAGGCAUUGGGGAAUCCACAGUCUCUUUGGAGAGCACCGUCAGGUCAGCCAAGAGCCACAAUAGCUACCUUGCUUAUAUCCUCAGGGAUGAAGCAGCUCAGAAGCUUAGCUUAUCUUCAGGACAGACGCGUGCUGGUGUCACAGAAGUCGAUGCUGCUCUCCUCCACAGAAACCGCACACACUCCCAUGGGCAGGAUUCUGACUCGGACAGCGAGCUUUCCAUGGAUGAGCACAGCAGCUCAUAUGCCUCCUCUCACUCUUCUGACAGUGAAGAAGAGGAGAUGGAAACGGAGCAGCAGUGGAAACCAACUAGUCCUAAAAAUAAGGAGCGGGGACCAGUUCAUAGCACCCCAAAAGUGGAUUCAGUACCGAAUCACGUGAAACCCUACUGGCCUGCUGACUGUGUGACUGCCAGUGACAGUGAAGAUCAGGAAGGCAAAUGCAAGUUGAAAGUGGAGACCAAAGUAAAUGUAGAGCUACACAAUGAAAACAAGGUCAAUCACUGCGGAGACGCCCCUCAUGACAAGGAGAACGAAGCUCAGAACAAGGAUGGCAAACUUAUCAACAAUCAUAAUAACCAGCAGCCAGAGCUCAGGAAAGGAAUUCUGAAAAAGAAAGUCACUUACCCGCCACCUUUGACUGACAAGAACAUGAAAAAUCGCCUGUGUGAGAAGUUGGCAGACUAUAAUCAAAGCACAAUCUCAUCAAGGACUUCUUCUGUAUGUUCAAAUGAUGGUGUCCGUCCAGUAACAGACAAUGCGAUAACCCUCAAAAAUUCACGGAGAGACAAUUCUCGAGAACAGCUCAAUGGCAUAGCAAUGAGCGUGCAGGUGGCUCCUACGAACGGCGAAACCUCAGAUUCUGACGGCAGUAAUGAAACUUCAAUUUGAAUCAUCAGGAAACUGUGAAGGCUGAUAGUGAUCGGGAAACCUUGCCCCAAGCUUGUGAUGCCCUCAAACACCUGGGAUAAUCCAGAAAAGCACAAGUGUCAUGGUCGAGGAUAUAUUGUUGCUAAUGCAAUUACCUAAUACGGCAGACUUGUGACUGCUUCCUUAUACAUAUAUAUCGGAAGGCUGUGCUAUCAGCACCCAGUGCCAAAUGUGUGACAGUAAGCAAGGCCCUAUUGCCGUGGAUGAAAAGGACAUGACAGUAGAGACUGGCGGAUCCCCAGAGCCAUACAUUGCCGAGGAGACUGCUUUGUGGUGAAGUCUGAGCUAAUGACUCUUGAAUUAAUGUACAUACAAUGGGACUACUGUGUUGAAAUCGGCAUUCUACAGACGGCCCUUUCCUCGGGGGCCCCAUCAGCGCUGAUUUGCUUGUCUUCUGUCACAAUGUGACCUUCCAGCCUACUGAACAAUAUGCAUCGGAAUAUGACACCAAGUGCCCUUCAUUCAUUUUAUCACAUUAUAAUGUGUCUUAAAUUCUCACCCGAUGUACAAAUCUGUAACACCAACUGUAGAUAUUUUUUUUAUAUAUAUUUUGUAUGAAGACUUAAAGAAAAGCUCUUUUUGUAAAUUUUACACUAGAACUAGUUUGUUUCUUUGAUACUCCGAGACCUGCUGAUGACAGAUAUUUUUAUAUAAAGAUUGCACAUUCUUACUUGAAUUUUAACAUUUUAUUUUUCUGAAAAUUCAUCAUUUUUUUAUUUUAAAGUGACAUUUUUAAUGGUGAUUAUUUUACAAACCUGUGCCCUAAGUCAAGACAAAAAAAAAUCAUGUAAUUGUGCUGCCAAGUAAUUGUUAUCUUUGUCAUUAUAAUCAGUUCACAGUGAUUGCCUUCUUGGUUGGGAUUUGAGGCCUUCUGCAAAUAUUCAUCCAGCUAUAAGCCUUUUCAGAGCUUCCUUUCAUGGCCUUGUACAGCUGGACUAUGUGGUCCACCAUAAAAAAUGCCACAAAACCUGUGUUGUCCGUCCUACCUAUUAGAAUACUUGGUAGACUGUAUUGCAAGAUUGUUAUUGUCAUCGUGUCCCUCCACACUACUGUCCCAUACGUCCUGGAUGCUUCCUUUUCCUUUAUGAGAACAUUUUUACAUGACUAACAAUGCAAUGUCCAUUAAUUAAAUAUGUAUUUUUUUGUUUUAUUGAAUUUUUUACAUUUUGGAAAGAGCAAUGUAACGUUUCUAUUUGCAUUUUCUGUCAUUGAAAUCUACACGUAUACAAGGUAGCCCUCUUGUCCUACAUAAAGAUCUCCUGCACUCAGGCUAGCUUAAAGGGGCUGUUCCAUUACAACUUAUCCCUUAUGCACAGGAUACAGAAUAAGUGUCUGAUCGACAGAGGUCUGACUGCUUGGCCCCCACUCAUCAGUAGAAUGCCCCGUUCUAGUGAUCAGUGGGGGCCCAGCAGUCGGACUUGUGUUCCACCGUCUGAACGGAUCAGUGGACACACAUGCAUGAUGCUGCUUCAUUCAGCUGUAUGGGACUGUUGGAAGCAGAGUACAAACGCUCCGCUCCGGAAGCCCAUAAAAGUUGAAUGGAGUGGCAGUGUGCAAUUGUGUGUGCUGCUCCAUUCAAACGUGGGAACAUGAGCACUCAUUCCAGUGAUCAUGGGGGCCAAGCAAUAGGACCCCUGACCCUCCUUAUCCCGUAUCCUGUGGAUAGGGUAUAAGUUGUUGUCAUGGGACAACCUCAUUAAAGAAGUUGUCUGGGAAGUUGUGCUGAAAGUUUCUAAUAUGCACCCUGUUAAAACAUAGCCGAACUGUAAAUCAUAGGGAUUGCUGUGAUCAAUAAACCUAAAAAUGAAUGCGUUACAUAGACAGAAACUUGCUGAAUGAACCUGCUAAAUGUAAGCUUUCUGUAUAGGGGUGGCCUUAAUGCAGAGUGUGCAGCCCUAAUAUUAAGUCCUGGGAACCCUCUUUAAAAUAUAUGUCUUCCUUAGGCCUUAUUAAUACGUCAGUGAUUUCCACCAGUGAUUGUAAGCCAAAACCAGGUAAAGGUCAAAAACUCAGAAUAGGUGCAAAUACUUUCAUUAUACAUUAACUUGGUGGAGGAUCCACUCCUGUGUUUGGCUCCCAAUCACUGAUGGAAAUCACUGACCAAACACUGAAGUGUGACCGAGGCCUAAUGCCUCAUUCACACAACGGUGUUUUGAUCAGUGAUUUCCAAAUAGUGAAUUUGAGCCAAAACCAGGUGC